GUGCGCAGGCGGGCGGCGGGAGCCAUGGCGCUGUACAGCGCGGCCGCCGCCGUCCUGCAGGGGCUGGAGCGUGGCGCCGGCGGCGUGAAGGAGCUGGUGUACCACAGCCGCUUCCCGGUGCGCGGGGCCGGGGCCGCGGGGCCGCGCCGGGGGCGAGGCGCGGGAGGGGGCGGGCUCCGGCCGUGCCCCCGGCUGCUCGCCCCGCAGGGAUGGUGAACCGGGUGCCGACGGCAGAGGCUGCCCCCAGUGCCGAGCGGCUGCAGGCGCUGGCCGGCUUCCAGCGGAAGGUGCUGAGCCAUGCCCUGAGUUUCCCGGCUCUGCAGCGCCUGGUCUACUCCACCUGCUCGCUGCACCGGGAGGAGAACGAGGACGUGGUGGGCGCCGUGCUGCAGGAGCGGGGCUCGGCCUUCAGGCUGGUGGACGCCUUCCCUUGCUGGCCUUGCCGAGGACUCGCUGCCUUCCCCGGGGCAGAGAGCUGCCUCCGCGCCUCUGCUGCCGACACCCUCACCCACGGCUUCUUCGUGGCUGUCCUGGAGCGGCGCGGGGACGGGGCUGCUGCCUCCAGCUCCCUGCCUGCGGCCGCUGAUAACACCUCCCGGCACAGUGAGGGAACGGAGCCAGGAGCAGCUCCCAAGAAGAGGAAGAGGAAAAAGCAGUGGGUAAAGGAGUGAAACAACUGGUUUAGGACUGCGCAGUGCCCAGCUGGGGCUGGUGGGGAUUGCUGCCCUGCUGCCUGCCUGCAUUGUGGCACAGCCUCCCAUCAUCAGUAAACUCAGCUGGAUUAAGGGUGUCAUUUACUACGUUUCCUCCCAAAAACCCUUACCCUGAUGUGGGGUUUCAGAGAAACUUGUGACUGUAGGGGUGACUCAGAGCUCAGUUUCUCUCUCUCUACAGUCUUUUCUAGCAUGUUUGUGCAGCCUUGCCUGGAAAUUGCCACUGCUCAAAGCAGAGGCAAAGUGGAAGAAAACAAGUGAAAUAAAAAUAAUUAGUAAUAAUAGUACUAACAACUGUUGUUCAACCACACAGCUGUGGUGUUGAACAAUAGUUCAACAGUGGGAGCAAGUACCCACAAGCAGAGAGUGCUGGGAAGCAGCACUAUGUGCUCUGGCCCAGGAAUCAAGCAUGGGCAAGGCAGGUGUGAACACAGUCUGUUUAUUUUAAAUGGGGGACGUAAAAAGCAAGGGGAAAAAAAAUUGCACGUUCACAGUAAAACAAGAGUAAACCAAAACAAUAGUAGUACAAUAGUAGAACAUUUCUAGAAUAAUAGAACAACAGUAAAAAUCCUCAACAGAAAUGUCAGAACCGACACUUUGGUCCUGGUGGCCCAGAAAGCCCCUCACCAUCAGAAUGCUCUUUAUCCUUGGAGAAUAACAAAAAAACCAAACAAAACCGGGGGUUUUGUUUCACAUCCAUGUACAUCCCAUUUUGGAAGGAAGGAGAUGCUGUAACAGGAGGGGGCGCGCAGCGGAGUCCGCGGGACAAAGCUGCCUUUUCCCGGCACAGCCAGGUCCCUUGGGCAGCGCUGGGCAGGGGCCAGCACAGCUGAACACUACCAACAGUGCUCCGGGGUCUGCGCCCUCACUGAACCAAGCUUGAAGGAACUCAAAGGCAAUUGAGCUUAAAUAUAAAAAUAAAGUUUUAUUUCAUUAAAAAACA
Strigops habroptila (Kakapo) is the source of this 1656-nucleotide messenger RNA. It is a transcript of the gene NSUN5, whose product is annotated as NOP2/Sun RNA methyltransferase 5. Gene Ontology annotation, molecular function: methyltransferase activity. The record is from RefSeq and is a predicted model, not a curated record. Gene Ontology annotation, cellular component: nucleolus. Lineage: Eukaryota; Metazoa; Chordata; Aves; Psittaciformes; Psittacidae. Gene Ontology annotation, biological process: rRNA base methylation. The transcript has 3 exons. The coding region runs from base 210 to 671 and encodes 153 amino acids.